This is a messenger RNA of Sinocyclocheilus rhinocerous, 1069 nucleotides long. RefSeq names its product WW domain binding protein 11 (gene wbp11). Gene Ontology annotation, biological process: RNA processing. The record is from RefSeq and is a predicted model, not a curated record. The transcript has 7 exons. Lineage: Eukaryota; Metazoa; Chordata; Actinopteri; Cypriniformes; Cyprinidae. Bases 1 to 1002 code for a protein of 333 amino acids. Gene Ontology annotation, cellular component: spliceosomal complex.
AUGAGGAAGGAGGCGCGCAAGAGAGAGCUGAAGAAGAACAAGAAGCAGAGGAUGAUGGUCCGAGCAGCAGUGCUGAAGAUGAAGGACCCACGUCAGAUCAUCAAAGAUAUGGAGAAACUCGACGAGAUGGGUGUGUGUGUGAGAGAGUGUGUGUGUGUGUGUGAGAGAGAGUGUUUGCGUGAGAGCGAGCGUGAGAGCGAGAAAAUGAGUUCAGCUCUGAGAGUGUGUGUCCAUCAGAACGCUGAGUCCGUGGAGGUGGACAGUAUUCCUCUUCCAGACAUGCCUCACGCUCCAUCCAGCAUCCUCAUCCAGGACAUUCCCCUUCCUGGAGCUCAGCCGCCCUCCAUCCUGAAGAAGAGCUCCGCACUCGGGAAGGGCUCAGCGCUGUCAGCGGCCGCUCUAGCUGGAGUUCCUCGCCUGCCGCCGGGACGCAAGCCCCCGGGACCCCCGCCGGGGCCGCCUCCGCCGCAGGUCCUGCAGCUGUACGCUAACACUCGACGCACAGGAAUGCCCCCGCCCCCUCCGCCCCGCAUGGCUCCGCCCCUCUCUCUGUUCCCGCCUCCGCUCAAUCCCAAUGUGCUCAGUGCUCCGCCCAGCAUCCGGCAGAAGUCGCCCGUGGUGACAGGCUCCUCCAGCGACUCCACCCCCAUGGCCCCACCUGCCCGAGGCUCCGCCCACCAGAUGCCGCCACCCCCCGGCACCACGGCCACCAUCGAGAAGCGGGCCAUGGUCUCGGGCCCCGGGACGUCCUUGGCCCCACCGGGCGGAGCCACCAUCUCGGCCAAGCCGCAGAUCAUCAACCCCAAGACGGAGGUGACACGCUUCGUGCCCACGGCGCUCCGCGUGCGCAGGGACCGGGCCCCGGGCCGCAGAGACGAGGAGCCGCCCAAACCAGCGGCCGCGGCCAAACCCAGUCAGCCGCCUGGCGCCGCGCCACCCGGCCUCAAGACCAAGGACCAGAUGUACGAGGCCUUCAUGCGUGAGAUGGAGGGGCUGCUGUGAGCUUCUGCACAUUCACCAGAUUGUGUUUUAUCUUCAGAGAUGUGAAUAAACGCCAGAUGUCAAACUC